CUUCAUGGCACUCCACUCCACAUUCCACAGUACAAACUCAAAGUGCAACCACCUUUUACUAAACACAACGCAAAGCAGCAGCCUCUCAAUCGGCUCACUUGUUCAGUCCAGCCCCGGCCCGCACCGUUUGUCGACCAUGUCCAGCAGCAAACCGGCCGGCCAGGGGGGCGACGAGUACUGGAGCGACGGCGAGACGUCGGCUCUGGUUGAGGCGUGGGGCCAGCUGUACCUCGGCCGCAACCGAGGCCCCGUCCGUGACGCGGGGUGGCGGCAGAUGUGCAGCGCCGUCAACGCCCACCGCGCAGCCGCCGGACACCGCUUCGACCGCAGCAUCGCUCAGUGCCAGUGGCGCAUGUACUUCCUCAAGUCGCGGUACAACGAGGAGCUCGCCAAGGCGCAGCCAACGCCGGGGUGGCGCCACUUUGCCCAGCUUCGAACCUUCCUGGCAGGCCCCGACGACGGCCCGGCUCCCGGUUCCGCCGCCAAGAUGCCGGCGGCUUCCGUCGUCAAGGAGGAGGUGGAAGAAAAGGAGGAGCCGAUGGUGGACGUGGAGGAGGUGGAAGAAAAGGAGGAGGAGGCGAGUGGCGGUGCGAGUGGGUCGGUCGGGAGGAAGACGGUCCCGGCAAAGCGCCACUUCUCCAGCCUCCAGGACAUCCUUGAUCGAUCGGGCGUCCCACCUCUCGGCUUCCCGGUCAAGAUGCGGGCGACUGCAAAGAAGGAGGAGGAGGAGGAGGAGGGGGUUGGGGGAGGAGAGGGGCCAGCGAAGGUGAUGAUGAAGCUGGCGGACGUGUACGAGCGCGUGGAGAUGGAGAGGCUCAACAUCGAGAAGGCGAAGAUGGAGAUGGAGUGGGAGGAGAGAGCUGCGAAGGUGGAGGCCGAGAAUCUGGGACUGGGAGAGAUCCACGACAGCUAACCAACCAACUCAUGGCAAACUGGCGACGGGAUUUAAUCUACCGAGAAGAUGGGAGAACAGAAAACGUUCUGGUGUAUGAAGGGCAGCGCUAGUUGAUUACGUUUAGUUUACUGCUAGCUAGAGUAGUGUUGAAUCUUAGUACGAGUUGUUUUAAUUACGUUUAGUUUUACUGCUGCUGAUAGACAGUGCGAUGUACCGCAUAUGUACCUGGUACUCUAGUUGAUCAGCUAAUAAACUUUUAAGCUAA
This is a messenger RNA of Lolium perenne, 1160 nucleotides long. RefSeq lists its product as uncharacterized. Gene Ontology annotation, molecular function: transcription cis-regulatory region binding. Gene Ontology annotation, cellular component: nucleus. The record is from RefSeq and is a predicted model, not a curated record. Lineage: Eukaryota; Viridiplantae; Streptophyta; Magnoliopsida; Poales; Poaceae.